Molecule: messenger RNA, 2472 nt
Organism: Acipenser ruthenus (sterlet)
Lineage: Eukaryota; Metazoa; Chordata; Actinopteri; Acipenseriformes; Acipenseridae
Exons: 5
Coding region: 826-1866 (346 amino acids)
Molecular function (GO): zinc ion binding
Source: RefSeq, a predicted model, not a curated record
GAAUUGAUGAUGUACGUCAGAAGGUUCCUUUAAAUGUGGGUCGAAAUCCAACUUUUCUGAGUGAUUUGUUACGGAAUGACACACAUCACUGAGAAAUUGUUUAACGUUUUUUUUCUUCCUUUUAGUGAGAUAACGGAACGUUUCUGGAUCUCAUCACUUGAAGACUCUCUGCGCAAGGAGUCUGACGCACGUGUGCAGAGAACGAUACAUAUUGUAAAACGAGAUUCAAGAGAGGAUUUUAUGCAAAAUCACUUGACAUGUCUUAAGGAGAAUGGAACUGGCACAUUUGUAGCUAUCAAAAAAGAGGGGAAAAUCACUUUCAGUGGCGAUGUGAAAGGUCCAAUAAACCAAAAGGUAAAUCCUCAGGAGCACCUUCAAUAACUCGUGCCAAUAGAUGUGGAGCGUACGUUUCUUUUACAUUUGUGAGCAACAAUUCUACACAUGGGCGCAACUCAGUAUGGUUUUGCAUUUUAUGCUGUGCUAGUGAAGAGCAACCAAGGCCGAGGAAUACCUGUAGCAUUUUUUAUUGUGAGUGAGGAAUCCAGUGACAUCUUGUCACUGUGUCUGAAAAAAGUUCAGGAAGCUGUUGGAGAGUUUCAGCCAAGAUGUGUCAUGGUAGAUAGGGACAUGAAAGAAAUCAAUGCAGUACACACAGUGUUUCCUCAUGCAAAGGUGUUGCUGUGCUGGUUCCAUGUACUUCAGGCGGUACACAGAUGGAUUGUCUGACGUGAUGGAGGAUGCAGUCAGAAUCUUUCUGCAAAAAAUGAAGUGAUUAGGUCUACGAUUGCCUUAAAACAAUGCAGUACAGCUGCCGAGUUUGAAAAGAUGUCAAAGGACGUGAUUGUCAAAAUAGACAGAGAAACUGGCAGUUCAGUAAUUUCACAGUAUCUACAGGACCAUUGGUUUCGAAAUGCAGACAUGUGGGCCAAUUUUGGACAGAGAGUUUACCACCAAGACAGUGAAACGAACAACCUUGUUGAGAGGUAUCUGGAAGGUCUUCAUGGUGCUCAGAGGAUUUCUGAUUCCAAAACACAGGAUACUGCAGAAUCUGCAUUACGUAUGAAGAACAAAGGCCUUCAAAAUAAUUUUGUUUACAAAUCAGGUGGCUAUUGCACAGUGCCUUCAGAAGCAGAUAAAGCAAAAUGUUAUGCUGUGGAUUUAAUUAGCAUGAAAUGUGAAUGCGCCGUUUCUGAAAGGGGUAAUUUGUGCAAGCAUAUUGAGUUUGCAAAAAUGAUGUGCAAAGAACAGGGGAUUGAUAUUGAUGGAAUUCGACAAGAAUUAGCCAUUUCUCUAACUGAACAGCAUUGCUAUGAGUGGGAUGGAAAACAUUUAAUUGUACAUUGUGCUGGUAGUUUUGGAGUAGUACAUGUGCAAAACCAACAGUGUACCUGUCUUGCCAAUAGUCUUGGAGAAAUAUGUGUCUGUCUAAGACUUUCUGAGUUAAUUGGUACACAGAACCCUAACCAAGAGGUAACUGACUGCUUUGUGAAUACCAUAGCAAAUUGUCAAUCACACAAUAAACAGCUGUGUGUAAAGAAGAUGAUUUCAGACUUAAAGGAGUGGUGUGACAGCAGUGAUUAUAAGGAAUCUCCAGAGUUGAAUGCUGCAGUAAGACGUGCACACAAACUAGCAUUUGGACAGUAUAGCAUGGUCAGCAAUACAAUAAAAAUUAUAAGGCUACAUGCUUACAGAAAACGCAUUGAAAGAGCAAGAAGCCAUGCUAUAGACAUGCAUUCAUAUCAGCUCAAAGAACCCCUUAAUCGAGCUUUAUAUACCCAUAGACCUGAUUCCAAAUUCAAAGUCUGUUCCUUUAGAAAAAGAAUAAUUGGUAGCAGAGCAAAGAAUCAGAUACUAAAAUCGAGCUGAACGUGUGCUGUUAUGAGCCCGUGCCUUUAUUUUUGAAUUACAGAAUGCACACAAAACUGGACAAAGUAUAGAGGUUAAUUACAACUGUUAAGGACCUCAAAGGUCUCUUCAAGUAAAGUGAAAUAGCUAUUUAUAUUUAUAGUGGCAGCAUGUUAUCAAAAAUAAAAUAUAUGUUGCAUAGUUCUAAUUGCUGAUGAUUGUAUUCUGGCCAAGUUGGUCGAUAUUUGAUAUGGUAUGUCUCCCUUUUCUCUCUUAAUCAGAUUACUUAAAUACAACUUAAAUAUGCAUUAUUGUAACACUUUGUAAAUAGAAGUUGUAAAAAUAUGAUUUAUAGUAAAUAGAAAGUGCAAUCUUUAAGUAGCGAGUAGUGUAAAAGCAAAUUGUUAACAUAAAAAUCUAAGCCUGAACUGAAUUUCUUUCAAAGGGGGAACAUGUCAGGGGGUCAUUAGAGCUGAGAAGUGGGGAGGAGGGUUCUUCUGUACAGCACUUUUUUCCACAAUUGGGUCCAGUACUUUGUAUUGCUCUGUAUGUCUGCUGAAGCAUGUAUGUGCAGUUUUACAUUUUAAUACUGCUAAUAUUUAAAUCAUAAACAAAUAAAACAAGAAA